This is a messenger RNA of Danio rerio (zebrafish), 719 nucleotides long. Lineage: Eukaryota; Metazoa; Chordata; Actinopteri; Cypriniformes; Danionidae. The record is from RefSeq and is a predicted model, not a curated record.
GUCCCUGUUUACAACUAGUAAAACAGCAUGUACUAGUGUCGUAUAGUCCAGUUUACUAAUAAAACUACAUUUGAAUCAUGCUUAUUUCUGUUUCAGGGGUGUCUAGUGCUGGUUGGGGUGUGAAUUACAGUACUUCACACAUCUGUGCUCUACAAGACUCAACAGUAAUAAUGAACUGCACCUUUACACACCCUGAUGGAUUGCAGAUCAUGAGAGCCUUCUGGCACAAAGAUCAGGGAAUACAAGUUGUAGAGCCUCCAGAUCUGUCUGUGGACUCUGAAUACAGUCAGAGGCUUCAGUAUCUGGGAGAUAAACAGCAGAACCACACAGUCAGACUGAGUCAUGUGACAAAGAAAGAUGAACACGAGUAUUAUUUCAGAUUCAUUACUAAUGUAACACAUGAAAAAUGGACUGGUAGACCAGGAGUGAUUCUCUCUGUCACAGAUCUUCAGCUGGAGUCUCCUGAGAGAGUGACAGAGGGAGAUUCAGUCCGUCUGACAUGUAGAAGCAGCUGUAAUCUGACUGACACACCAACAUUCAUCUGGUACAGAAACUCACACACAUUGACUAAUAUUGGAGAUGAACUCAACAUCAGGUCAGUCAGUAGAACAGAAGCAGGACACUACAGCUGUGGUGUGCAGGGACAAACGUACAUCUCUCCUGCUGUUUAUCUCGAUGUCACAUUGCUACCAAUUGGUGUGAAAGACGUGGUGUUGUGA